This is a messenger RNA of Theobroma cacao (cacao), 2559 nucleotides long. Its product is annotated as Glutamyl/glutaminyl-tRNA synthetase, class Ic. Lineage: Eukaryota; Viridiplantae; Streptophyta; Magnoliopsida; Malvales; Malvaceae. Gene Ontology annotation, biological process: translation; glutamyl-tRNA aminoacylation. Gene Ontology annotation, cellular component: cytosol; cytoplasm; methionyl glutamyl tRNA synthetase complex. Gene Ontology annotation, molecular function: glutamate-tRNA ligase activity; ATP binding. The record is from RefSeq and is a predicted model, not a curated record.
UCCACUACCAAAACCAGCCUCGUCUCUUAUUUCCUCUCCCUGCUCUGCUUCUUACACUAUUCUUUCCUGGCGGCGCCUCAGCAGCUCAGGUUUAUUUGGGUGUUGUCGUUCCUUAAAUAUGGAGGAGCAGGGGUCGAAACAAUUUUCAUUUCCGCCCGAUAGCCCUCCACUCUCUGUCAUUGCUGCCGCUAAGAUUGCUGGAAUCGAUUUACCAAUUCAGACUUCCUCUUCUUCUUCUUCUUCUUCUUCUCCCACUCUGUCUUUCUCAAACGGGCUCAAAUUGCAUGGAACUAAUGUAAUUCUCCGCUACGUCGGUCGCCUUGCUACCAUUCGUAAUUUCUACGGCCACGACGCUUUCCAUGCCGCCCAAAUUGAUGAGUGGCUGGAGUAUGCUCCUAUCCUUUCAUUUGGUUCUGAAUUUGAGAAUGCUUGCGGUUUCCUGGACACAUAUUUGGAGAAGCGUACCUUUCUGGUUUCUCAUUAUUUCUCCAUUGCUGACAUAUCUAUCUGGUCUGGUCUUGCUGGAACUGGGCUAAGAUGGGAAAGCAUGAGGAAGUCAAACAAGUACCCAAACCUUGUUCGCUGGUACAAUUCUGUUUCUGCAGAAUAUAGUGAUACCUUAAAGCAAGUCACAGCUUUUUAUGUUGGCAAAAAAGGCUUGGGAAAGCCAGUGGCAGCUAAACAAAAAGAGCAAAAGAGUGUAAAUGGGGAUAUUUCCGAUAAGGCAAAAGUUGCUAGCCGGCCUUCAGCUGAAGUAGAUCUUCCUGAUGCUGAGAUUGGGAAGGUGCGGUUGAGAUUUGCUCCUGAACCUAGCGGUUAUCUUCACAUAGGGCACUCUAAAGCAGCCCUAUUAAAUCAGUAUUUUGCUCAAAGGUACCAAGGUGAAGUAAUAUUGCGCUUUGAUGAUACAAAUCCAACCAAAGAAAGCAAUGAAUUUGUAGAAAAUCUUAUAAAAGAUGUUGAGACUUUGGGUAUCAAGUAUCAAAAGAUCACCUAUACUUCUGAUUACUUCCCAAAGUUAAUGGAGAUGGCUGAAAAGUUGAUACAGGAAGGUAAAGCCUAUGUGGAUGAUACGCCACGUGAGGAAAUGCAGAAGGAAAGGAUGGAUGGCAUUGAAUCAAAAUGUAGGAACAACAGUGUGGAGGAGAAUUUGAAGUUGUGGAAGGAAAUGAUUGCUGGCUCUGAAAGGGGCUUGCGGUGCUGCCUUCGUGGGAAGUUAGACAUGCAAGAUCCAAACAAAUCUCUAAGGGAUCCAGUGUACUACCGCUGCAAUCCAGUUUCCCACCAUCGAAUUGGAUCCAAGUACAAGAUAUACCCAACUUAUGAUUUUGCUUGUCCAUUUGUUGAUGCUGAAGAAGGCAUAACACAUGCACUCCGAUCUAGUGAGUAUCACGAUCGCAAUGCUCAAUACUAUAGGAUUCAAGAGGAUAUGGGAAUGCACAAGGUACUCAUAUAUGAGUUUAGUCGAUUGAAUUUGGUCUAUACGCUUCUUAGUAAGCGUAAGCUGCUCUGGUUUGUGCAAAACGGUAAAGUAGAUGGAUGGGAUGAUCCCCGUUUCCCAACUGUCCAAGGAAUUGUUCGCCGAGGUCUGAAAAUAGAGGCCUUGAUACAAUUUAUUUUGGAACAGGGAGCAUCAAAAAAUCUCAAUCUUAUGGAAUGGGACAAACUUUGGACUAUUAACAAGAAGAUCAUUGAUCCUGUUUGUCCUAGACAUACAGCAGUUAUUGAAGAACGACGCGUGUUGUUGACCUUAACUAAUGGUCCUAAUGAGCCAUUUGUUCGCAUUAUCCCAAGGCAUAAAAAGUAUGAUGGUGCUGGAGAGAAGGCAACUACAUACACAAGGAGGAUAUGGAUAGACUAUGCUGAUGCAGAGUGCGUCUCAGUGGAUGAGGAGGUUACCUUAAUGGAUUGGGGAAAUGCCAUCGUGAAGGAUAUCAUUAAGGACCAGGAUGGAAACAUCACCCAGUUAGUAGGAAUUUUGCAUCUUGAAGGAUCUGUCAAGACAACAAAGUUGAAGCUCACAUGGCUAGCAGAAACAAGCGAACUCGUUAACCUUUCAUUAGUGGAGUUUGACUAUCUAAUAACAAAGAAGAAGCUGGAAGAAGGAGAGGAUUUCCUAGAUGUACUAAACCCAUGUACGAAAAGGGAGAUAGCAGCAGUUGGAGAUUCCAACAUGCGCAAUUUAAAGCAAGGAGAGAUAUUGCAGCUGGAGAGGAAAGGCUACUUCAGAUGUGAUGUUCCCUUUGUUAGACCUUCAAAGCCUGUGGUUUUGAUCGCAAUUCCUGAUGGCAGGCAGCAAAGUGUGUUGAAGUAGGCAAUUUUACCCUAUCUUAUUCAGAUCCUGAAACACUAGAGGAGAAAAACACUAGAGGAGAAAUUAUGAGCUCUUGCUAUUCUCUCUCUCUCUCUCUGGCUGAUAUUUGGACAUGCAAGUUUACAAGUUUAUGAAUAUUGUGGAUGGAACAUUUUCUGGUUCGUGUUUUAUGGUCAUUAUGAACAUAAGUGUUUUCUUUUUUUCAAUUCUUCUGGUACAACUAUUAACAUGGGUGGGUUCGUUUC